Erinaceus europaeus (western European hedgehog) is the source of this 1691-nucleotide messenger RNA. It is a transcript of the gene CFAP206, whose product is annotated as cilia and flagella associated protein 206. The transcript has 11 exons. The record is from RefSeq and is a predicted model, not a curated record. Gene Ontology annotation, cellular component: axoneme; ciliary basal body. Bases 4 to 1617 code for a protein of 537 amino acids. Lineage: Eukaryota; Metazoa; Chordata; Mammalia; Eulipotyphla; Erinaceidae. Gene Ontology annotation, biological process: regulation of flagellated sperm motility; regulation of cilium beat frequency; sperm axoneme assembly.
UCCAUGGUUACUCAGGACUUGCGGAAAGCGCUCAGCAGCCCCACUGGCAUUUGCAGCCUCAGAGGGGAGAAAACACAUUUUGCGCUAAGAAUGCCUCCUACUCAGGCAGAAAGUGUUAUAAAGAAUAUAAUUCGAGAAAUAGGGCAAGAAUGUGCAUCUCAUGGAGAGAUUGUUUCUGAAACCUUGAUUGCUUUUAUGGUGAAAGCUGUUGUCCUGGAUCCAAGUAAUGGCUUUAACAUUGAUAGAAUCCUCAUAAAAAGCGAUGUACAGAAACUUGUUAAGGAUUGUGUGGCUCGGCUGUUGGAUACUAAGAAUCCUUCCCUGGACACCAUUAAGAUGCAAGUCUACUUUGAUAUGAAUUAUACAAGUCGAGAGGAAUUUCUGGAAGAGCAUCACCGGGUCCUAGAAUCCAGAUUAAGCCCUGUUAGCAGAGAAAUUACAGAUAACAGAGCAUGUGCCAGAGAUGAACUGGAAAGCCUCUACCGAAAGAUUGUCAGCUAUGUGCUACUGUGCUCUGGGCUGGGAUCCCCCACAGACAUCAAGAUUGUCAGAGAGGCAACAGCUGCCCUGCAAAGUGUGUUUCCUCAAGCUGAACUUUCAACAUUUCUAACUCUUUCCAAGAAGGACAAAGAACGCCAGUUGAAAGAACUCACCAUGAUUGUCACUGGAAUUCGCUUAUUUAACCGAGACUGUGGGAAGGGAGGAGAAGGCAUUGAUGAUUUGCCAGCUAUUCUCAAUGAAGCAAUCCCAGCCACCACUCGCCAUAUUGAUAACCAACUUCAGGUGGCCCAGGACCAGGCGUACUAUUACACAGCUAUCCUUGAGAAAGCCACUGUAAAUCCACUCAGGGUUAUAGAGCUUCAGCAGUACAUGCUAAAGGAAGCACUCUACAAUGUUCGACAAUAUGAGGUAUUCCUUCAGAUCAUUCUGUCAGAUAUAAUUACUUGUGCUCAAGAAGUGGAAAUGAUGAUACAGCAGUUAAAAGCCUACCUGGAACAAUUAAAAACGACAGUGAAAGCAAAGACGGCUGUUCCCACAUCACAAGUCUUUCCCAUCUUUAUUGCACUUUCCAAUCUGUGGACUGGCUUUCAAGAUGAAGUUGUUUUGAUUAGUGUUCUCAGUAAUUUAACCACUCACCUUGAGCCAUUUCUGGGAUCUCAUGAACAACUAUUUCCAGAGAAAAUAAUGCAAGAGCUUCUUCGUGGAGUGACAGUGAAAACUGACAUUGUUAGAAUGAAAGAACACAUGGAAGAAAGAGUACAUUCAGCAGAUUUCAGAAAACUGGAAUGGCUUUUUCCGGAAAUGACAGCAAAUUUUGACAAAUUAUUAAUUCAGUAUCGGGGAUUUUGUGCCUACACAUUUGCUGAAAAAGAUGGUCUUCUUCUCCCAGGAAAUCCAGCAAUUGGAAUUUUGAAAUAUAAAGAAAAAUACUACACUUUCAACAGCAGAGAAGCUGCAUAUGCAUUUGCAGACAAUCCUGACAAAUACAUUGAUUUAAUUAGAGAAAGGGCUAAAAAAAAUGCAGAAUUGAUUCAGCUGCUAGAACUUCAUCAACAGUUUGAAACCCUGGUUCCAUAUUCUCAGGUAAGUAGGGCCAUUAUGUUAAGAAUUUACUAACUUGUAAAGAUCAAGUUACAUUUUCCUUUAGCUUAAUUCCCAUGUCAAGGCCUAGAAAGGAUUGAGUGAGGGUA